Messenger RNA from Candida dubliniensis CD36, 1122 nucleotides. It is a transcript of the gene GLY1, whose product is annotated as Gly1p. Gene Ontology annotation, molecular function: L-allo-threonine aldolase activity. Gene Ontology annotation, biological process: glycine biosynthetic process; L-threonine catabolic process. The transcript has a single exon. NCBI's taxonomy places the organism in Eukaryota, Fungi, Ascomycota, Pichiomycetes, Serinales, Debaryomycetaceae. The record is from RefSeq and is a predicted model, not a curated record. Bases 1 to 1122 code for a protein of 373 amino acids. Gene Ontology annotation, cellular component: cytosol.
AUGACAGCUGACGAAGAAGAAACCUUUACCACUUUUAAUGAAUUCAGAAGUGAUACGUUUACUGUUCCAACCAGAGCCAUGGUUGAAGAUGGAUUUAUGAAUGCCACAUUCGGUGACGCUGUGUACCAAGAGGAUGAGUCCACAUUACGUUUGGAAAGUAAAAUGUGUGAGAUAACUGGGAAGCCAGCAGCUUUAUUUUGUGUUAGUGGAACUAUGUCGAAUCAAAUUGGAUUAAGAGCUAACCUUGUUCAGCCUCCAUACAGUAUAUUAUGUGACUAUCGUGCCCAUGUGUUUUUACACGAAGCGGGUGGGUUGGCUACAUUGAGUCAAGCUAUGGUACAUCCAGUUAGACCAGCAAAUGGGAACUACUUGACCUUUGAAGAUGUUUUGGAAAAUGUAACUUAUGACGAUGGAGAUAUUCAUGCUGCUCCAACUAAGGUAAUCUCAUUGGAAAAUACAUUACAUGGGAUUAUAAUUCCAAUAGAAGAAAUCCGUAAAAUUAGUGAAUUUUGUCGUGAAAAUGAUAUCAGAUUACAUUUAGACGGAGCCAGAUUAUGGAAUGCUAGUGUGGCAACUGGAAUUAGUAUCAAGGAAUACUGUUCAUACUUUGAUAGUGUAUCAUUGUGUUUAUCCAAGUCAUUGGGAGCACCAAUUGGUUCUGUGUUGGUUGGAGAUGAAAAGUUCAUUCGUAAAGCUAAUCAUUUUAAAAAGCAAAGUGGUGGGGGGAUAAGGCAGGGCGGUCUAAUGUCUGCUAUGGCUAUACAUGCUAUUGAUUAUAAUCUUUCAAAACUUGAAUUAUCGCACAAUUAUGCUAAACAGAUUGGUGAUUUUUGUCAUGAACACGGAAUCAAAUUAGAAUCGCCAGUAGAUACAAGUCUUGUAUUCCUCGAUUUGAAAGCUAAUAGAAUGGAUCCAAAUAGAUUAGUCGAGUUGGGAAAAACAAAGUAUAACGUUAAGCUUAUGGGACAAAGAAUAGCAUGCCAUUUCCAAUUGAGUCAAGAAAGUGUGGAUAAUGUGAAGCAAUGCAUUUUAGAGUGCUUUGAGUACCAUCAAAAACACCCUCAUAAAGAUGAUGGUAGGAAUAAUAAGAAGAUGUAUAGUUUUGAUGCCAUUAAAAAAUAA